Messenger RNA from Coffea eugenioides, 1995 nucleotides. RefSeq names its product transcription initiation factor TFIID subunit 8. Gene Ontology annotation, cellular component: transcription factor TFIID complex. The coding region runs from base 569 to 1714 and encodes 381 amino acids. The record is from RefSeq and is a predicted model, not a curated record. NCBI's taxonomy places the organism in Eukaryota, Viridiplantae, Streptophyta, Magnoliopsida, Gentianales, Rubiaceae. The transcript has a single exon. Gene Ontology annotation, molecular function: protein heterodimerization activity.
GCAGUGUCCGGCUUCGAGCAAUUCCCCAAUCUCACCGCCCCAAUCCUCGCCGCUUCUCCAAUUCUCCGUCCAUAAAUACAAAACCCCUUAUCUAAACCCGACGUCCCUUCUCCUUAUGCCGGCGCCGUUUUCUCUAUCUCUCCCAAGGCUCCAACCCGGAAAAGGAAGAUAACACCCCCAAAAAAAAAAAAAAAGAAAAAGGUCCAGGUGUUUCUCUUUCAAUUAGCCCUUCUACCUACUUGUCAAGUAAUCUAUUAGUACAAGACGUAAUCUUCGGGUCUGGUCUGGUCAGAGCGUUACCCGGGGUGUGCUUUUGAACUGAGCUCAAGCUCUACCUCGGUUGCCGCCAAUAAAACCCUAGAAAACUGUCCAUACGUAUAUUUCUGAUCUAUUUUACCUUUUACCUCCUCAAAUUUUUUGAAUUUCUUAACUCAACAAGUCCUGUGGAAGAAUCUAGGGUUUUUCUAGGAAUGGUUUCAAUUUUGAUUUCUCCUCCUUUGUCAGCAAAAUGGAUGGAAUUUUGGGAAAUAUAGUUUGGAUGAAGUGAUAUGAAGUGGCGGUGCCGAAUAUGAGCGAUGGAGGUGGGGAGAAUGUAAAAGAGGGGGAAAAUAAUUUGAAUCAUCUCCAUAGCAAGAAGAGUAGGUCACGAGCUGACGACUUUGGCCUUUCCAUUGCUAAAGUUGCUGUGGCUCAGAUAUGCGAGGCUGCAGGGUUCCAGGGCUUCCAGCGCACCACUCUGGACACCCUGUCUGAUGUGGCUGUUCGGCACAUUCUAGAGAUCGGGAAGACUGGGAAUAUGUUUGCAAAUUUAGCGGGUAGGAGUCAGUCUAAUGUGUUUGAUAUAAUUCAAGGGCUGGAAGAUUUGGGUUCAAUACAGGGGUUUUCGGGUGCUUCCGAUGUUCAUCAUUGUCUUUUGGGUUCAGGGACUGUGCGGGAGAUGGUGCGGUAUGUUGGAGAGGCUGAGGAGAUCCCAUUUGCUUAUUCACUUCCUGGAUUUCCUGUUUUAAAAGAACGGGAGCCUGGCAGGACUUUUGAGCAGACUGGAGGGAGCCCACCUGCUGAGCAUAUACCACCUUGGUUACCUGUAUUUCCAGACCCUGAGACCUAUGUCAACCUGCAUAAAAUAGAUGAGAAAAUGGCACAGAUUUGGGAGGACGAAGUCGGGGGGCCUGUUGAAAAGAGAAGAGAGUUGGAUAAAACUUUUGCAAAUUUGCAGCAGCGAAUGGCUUGCAACGGGACUCAGCCAUCCGUAGAGGUUGAUUUUGGGAAUGAAGCUAAGGAAAAGGGAUUGGUGGAACGUAAUCCAUUUCUUACUCCACCUCUGCAGCAUGGGGAGAAGGAGGUGUCUUUAGUUCUUCCUCCUGCUAAACUCUCGGACGAAGUCUUCCUGCAGAGUGCUAACCUUGAAGUUCCGGUUAGUCACAUUUCUGCAAUGGAGACAUUUGCACCUGGCAUUGAGGCGGUUAAGAGUGGAACAUUUGAUUUCGAAGAUGGGAGGAAAAAGGUUCCUUUGAACGGGAGACCAAAUGUGCGAUUUAAGCUUGGAGGUGGCAAAAGGUGCUUGCGUGUGGCUAUAAGCUCUCAGAACCAGGGAAUUGAUAAAAAUUCCACUUGGUUUGGGAAUGACGAUGGGAUGGAUGACAAGAAAAGGCGGGUGGAACAAAUUCUGAAGCCGUCAUACGAAUCUGCAGGAACUGACUCACUUGUAAAUUAGGUGUGUUCAUAUUUGAACUUGUACACUUCUUCAGGGAACUGGCAAUACAUGCUGGUUCCAGGUUAGUUAGAAUGAAUGUAUUAGAGUUGUCUGUAUACAGGACUGUUAGAGACCGAUGUUCCCACAUAUAACAAGUUCUUGGGGCAAGUCAUUCUCGGUUGUCCUCGUGAACGUCUAUCGAUGAUAAUUCUUCGCAGUUGAUAUAAUGUUUCUACGUUUGUUGUUCUGUGCUUUUUUGUAUUUAUGACCUGAUAAUAACAAAGCUAAUUGUUACUGUUUAA